AUGCUCAGCAUUGAUGAUAUAAUAGGAGAAAAAGACCUUGUCCAGUUGUUCAGGACGAUCGUGAGGAAUAGAGAGGCAUUGGUUCCGAGCAAGCAACGCAUUAUAAAGAGAAUAAGGGAGUUUGGGCCCUUAUCCGUAGAAGAUCUUGAAGGACUCUGUGACGAGGACAUUUUAGCAGAGCUGGAGGGGAGCAGAAGAUGGUCUAUUCUAAGAAGAGUCAGGAAAGACAGGCAUUGA
Encephalitozoon hellem ATCC 50504 is the source of this 237-nucleotide messenger RNA. RefSeq lists its product as uncharacterized. The transcript has a single exon. Bases 1 to 237 code for a protein of 78 amino acids. The record is from RefSeq and is a predicted model, not a curated record. NCBI's taxonomy places the organism in Eukaryota, Fungi, Microsporidia, Unikaryonidae.